AUGGAUAAUGGUAAUAGCGAUCUCGUCGAGUUCACCAAGUCAGUGACCGCCGCACUCACGUCCUUGGGCGAGAGGAUGGCAAGCAUCGAGUCGCGGUUGAACGCUGAUGUCCAGCAAUCGUGUCCUGCAAAUUCAAGACUGCUGUAUGAGCAAGAAGACCGCACUUAUUACGAAGAUGAGGACCAUGGUCAUUUCGAUCACCAUCAUCCAUCGCUGGUGGAAUCCUUCCCGUCCUCUAUGAAACGUGCAAGAGUGGAAAUCCAGACCAUAUCACUACAGGGAACUCCUAUGGGUACCGUCCAGUCUGCGUGCGACACAACUGGGGCCACCUCCCAAAAAUCCAGAUCCACUUCGCAACCCGCCUCGUUACUCCGAUCUCCUUUGAAUCUCCUAAAUCAACUCAACCAGGGCCCAGAUUACUGGUGUUGCGAUCCUAUUGCUCUGGGAAUGAUCACCUCUGCAGAAGCUCAGCGCCUGGUAGACGCAUACUUUGAGAAGAUGCACUGCAUGGCCCCAUUGCUGACUCAGAGCCUCUACUCCAACGCUGAAAACCUGAGAAAAGCAUCCACACAGCUAUUUUUGACAGUAUGCUGUGUAGGGGCCCGUGGAUUACCUGCUAGCGAUACUCCCAGGAUCUACGACAUGGCUGCAUUACUCGACUUUUCUCUCGGACAGGUUGUUCACGGAGCCCGCACGGGAGACAUAACUCUUGAGCUAUUGGAAUCGCUCCAAAUAUAUGCUCAUUGGAUGCCACUGCGAAAUGGGGCUGCGGCAAGACGGUAUAACGAGGUGUCCGUCUGGAAUGUGAUAGGACUUGCCAUCAGAUGGGCAAAGUUCAUGGACCUCGAGGGAAAAUUAGCAGCCGCUUUUGGAACAAACGGGAACGAGUGGAACUACAAGAAAUCAGUGUCACGGACCGAGGAUCUACGGAUUCUGCGCAUCAUGCUUAAUUUGCUAUCGCUGGACUACCAAACUAUGCUUUCAACACGACUUCGUGCAACCAUCGAUCCUAAUCCGUUAUUACCACUGGCAAGAAGAUUAUGUGCUUCCAAAGAUUGCCAGCCUGAUGACCACCGUCUGCUUGGCCUUUGCGAACUGACAAACGCUUUGAAAUACCCAACAGACUUGCACUACAUCAACUUCUUCCUUGACCAGUGGGCAGUGGAGUGGUCCAAAUACCCGAGAACAGACGCAAUCACGCCGUCUCCGUCAGAAAUGCCAUUUACUUCUCAAAGAUGGUAUCGGCUGAGUCUCAAUAGUAUACCUCUAGCAGGACUGUGCUCUGGAGCCUCUGUAGAGGAAGCAGAGGAACAUACCAUCCUGACUGCAUUGAAGUACAGUGUCGAAUCCGCAACAGAUAUGUUUGCCUGUUUUUUUGUUGGUGGCAGGCCUGCAUCCGCGGCUCAGUGGAAUAACGUGGCACUCGACAUGCCUUUGCUGGCCAGAUUCAAGUAUGCAAUUGACUCGUAUUGGAUGACCCACACGUUUGCGUUUGUGCUUCUAUGCAUUCUCUAUGCCCGUGGUGCCAUAGACGACAUGCUGUUCUGCCAUAUACCCUCUCAGAUAGACCGUGCCACUGGUCCACCAUCACAGAGCUCUCCUCUGGCCAAACUGCUACAGGUGGGGCUUGAGGUGUUCACACAAGUCGGCCACAACCAUCCAGCCGCUCACUUGGGCAAUCUGGUUGCAAAAGUUUUUGAGUCCAUCAGCAUGAUCGACAGCAAUACAAACUACGUGGAAGACGUGUUUCCUAUUCCUUUGGAUGACGGAUUUGAUUUGGGUCUUUAUUUAGCCCAGCAGUCAUAA
Ogataea philodendri is the source of this 1806-nucleotide messenger RNA. RefSeq lists its product as uncharacterized. Gene Ontology annotation, cellular component: nucleus. Bases 1 to 1806 code for a protein of 601 amino acids. Gene Ontology annotation, molecular function: transcription cis-regulatory region binding; DNA-binding transcription factor activity, RNA polymerase II-specific. NCBI's taxonomy places the organism in Eukaryota, Fungi, Ascomycota, Pichiomycetes, Pichiales, Pichiaceae. The transcript has a single exon. Gene Ontology annotation, biological process: regulation of DNA-templated transcription. The record is from RefSeq and is a predicted model, not a curated record.